GACAAUAGCCGUGUUAUCAUUAACCUAAAUCCUCCUGUGCAGCUGCACCAUGUGCUGGCCACGCUUGUUGGUAAUCUUCAGGCCCUGUGCACAAGGCUUCUGCUGAGUUGCAGGCCUGUGGAUUAAGGAGUGGGCUUUAAGAGCGCCCCAAACAUCCCCUCGCUCCUUUUGUUCUCCGUCAUUCUGCGAGACAAACGCGAACAAAGCGGGCACAAUGAACCAGAAGGUGGUACUCAUCACGGGCUGCUCCUCGGGGAUCGGCCUGGCUCUGGCGGCCCGGAUCGCCAAAGACGAGAAGAAGAGGUUCAUGGUCUAUGCCACCAUGAGAAACCUGGGGAAGGCCGAGCUGCUGGUUGAGGCGGCCGACCGGACUCUGGGCAGGACCCUGGAGAUCAGGCAGCUGGACGUGUGCAGCGAGGAAUCCAUCAAAGCCUGCGUGGACAGCCUGCCAGAACGCCGGGUGGACAUCCUCAUCAGUAAUGCAGGGAUGGGACUAAUUGGACCCAUUGAGUGCCAGUCUAUCGAUGAGAUGAAGACGGUCAUGGACACCAACUUCUUUGGGCUUGUGCGACUGCUGAAGGAGAUCCUGCCUGAUAUGAAAAAGAGGAAGAAAGGCCAUAUUGUGGUCAUCAGCAGCGUCAUGGGUAUUCAAGGAAUAUUGUUCAAUGACGUCUACGCAGCGUCUAAGUUUGCAGUGGAAGGCUUUUGUGAAAGCUUGGCAGUUCAAGCCCUGAGGUUCAGUCUGAACAUCAGCCUGAUAGAACCAGGUCCGGUGAUCACAGAGUUUGAGCGUAAAGUUUACGAAGAGGGCCUGAAGACAGACCUCAGCAAAGCUGAUAAAGUGACUGCAGACAUGUUCACAAACAUCUACCUGAAGAACUACAACCAGAUCUUCGAAACCCUUGGUCAGACAGCAGAGGAUGUAGCAGAGCACACCCACAGGAUCAUCACCAUGGACAAUCCUCCCUUCCGCCAUCAGACAAACACUCUCUACACACCCAUGACCACACUGAAAUAUGCCGAUCCCAACGGAGACCUUCCCAUCGAAACAUUUUACAAAAUGGUGUUUGAACACGACAAAGUCUUCAACGCCAGCCUGAACUUCCUCAAGCUGCUGCGCUGGAGGAGUCGCAAGAGUUUUACCUUGGAAAAAGAUAAGAGUACCUGAGAGGAUUAGUAACGACACGUCAGAUCUCUCUCUGUGUGUGCGUGUAUAUGUGUGUGUGUGAGAAAUAUAACCAACCAAAGCUGUACACAGGUUUAGCUCUAUUUCUGCUGUAGUGAAAUUACAUUUCAAAUAGAACAGUCAGCUAAAAUAUCAUAAAUCUGUAAAGCAAUAAAUUAAUUUCUGAAAAUGUC
Messenger RNA from Gambusia affinis (western mosquitofish), 1359 nucleotides. RefSeq lists its product as uncharacterized. The coding region runs from base 215 to 1168 and encodes 317 amino acids. Gene Ontology annotation, cellular component: cytoplasm. The transcript has 6 exons. The record is from RefSeq and is a predicted model, not a curated record. Gene Ontology annotation, molecular function: estradiol 17-beta-dehydrogenase [NAD(P)+] activity. NCBI's taxonomy places the organism in Eukaryota, Metazoa, Chordata, Actinopteri, Cyprinodontiformes, Poeciliidae. Gene Ontology annotation, biological process: estrogen biosynthetic process.